Molecule: messenger RNA, 4363 nt
Organism: Doryrhamphus excisus (bluestripe pipefish)
Lineage: Eukaryota; Metazoa; Chordata; Actinopteri; Syngnathiformes; Syngnathidae
Gene: tbcela
Product: tubulin folding cofactor E-like a
Biological process (GO): mRNA splicing, via spliceosome
Molecular function (GO): protein binding; U2 snRNA binding
Source: RefSeq, a predicted model, not a curated record
AAAACAAAUGCGUCACUUCCGGGAUGCUACGGCUGAAAAUGACAGCUGCUCUGCUUUCAUCAAGAGACAUUGAAAGUGGCCGUUAAAGCAGUACCAGACGGAUAGCAGUACCAGACGGAGAGCAGUGGAAGACGUCAAAGCAAGGAAACAUUUCCUUCAGGGGGAGACUCUCCGGUCCCGAAGGACAGAGCAAUGGAGUCACCAGAGUGCACGCAUGGUCGCACCUUUGUGGAGGUGAUCAGUGAAAAAUACAGCCCUGAGAACUUCCCGUACCGGCGAGGGCCUGGCAUGGGAGUGGUGGUGGUCCCAACUGCCUGUCCCCAAGGUUCUCCUAUGAAAGACCGUCUGAACUUGCCCAGUGUGCUGGUGUUGAAUGGUUGUGGAAUUAGCAGGGCAGGAGACCAGAGUGAAAUCGCUGCCUUCUGUUCCCAUGUCAUGGAGCUGGACCUGUCCCAUAACAAGCUGCAGGACUGGCAUGAGAUCAGUAAAAUCGUGUCAAACAUCCCCAAUCUGGAUUUCCUAAAUCUGAGCUCCAACCCGCUAGCAGGGAUGACCCUUGAGCAACAGUGUGCGGAAGCCUUUUCUCGGGUGCGACGCCUCGUCCUAAACAACACCCAAGUGUCCUGGGACACAGUGAUGCUGCUAACCCGUGAGAUACCUGAGCUAGAAGAAUUGUUCCUGUGCCUUAAUGAGUACAGUGGUGUAAGUGCCUCCAGUGUGGCUUGCCCCAGUCUCCGCCUGCUUCACAUCACAGACAACAGCCUACAGGACUGGGUCGAAGUCCGUAAGUUUGGAUCCAUGUUCCCCGGACUGGACACUCUGGUCAUGGCCAACAACAAUUUACAUUCCAUACAAGACGGCAAGGACAUCCUGCAACGACUCUUCCCCAACCUUCGCAGCAUCAAUCUCCACAACUCAGGUCUGAACCGAUGGGAAGACAUCGAGAAGCUGAACUUCUUCCCUAAGCUGGAGGAGGUGCGAUUACAAGGCAUCCCUUUACUCCAGAAGUACAGCAACGUGGAGCGUCGCAGCCUGAUGAUAGCGCAGCUUCCCUCUAUAUCGCUGUUGAACGGCAGCGUUAUAACCGAAAGUGAGAGAGAGGACUCAGAGAGAUUUUUUAUCCGUUACUACUUGCACUGUCCUGAAGAGGAGCUGCCUCACAGAUACCAUUGUUUGGUAAACAAGUAUGGAAAGCUGGAACCACUGGCCGAAAUCGAUCUCCGGCCACGCUGCCAUGCUGAAGUGGAGGUUCAUUGCGAGGAAAAGGUGGAACAGCUAUGCAUCCGUUUGGACCAGACAGUGGCUGAGCUGAAGAAGCAGCUGACAUCAGUGGUCCAGCUGUCGACGAACAGCAUGAGGUUGUAUUACAUCGACAAGAACAGCGCUUUUGGUCCAGAAGAGCUGAAGUACAACACACGAGCUCUUCACUCGUACAGCAUCCAAGACGGUGAUGAGAUACUUGUUGUUCCCAAGACUAAAUGAACCGUGGCGUUCCAGAUGACCAUAUUCUGUAAUGAUGCAAUGACUUGUUGAUUGGUUAACUGACUGGACAAAUACUACAAAGUGUAUAUCUCAUAGCUCCAGAGCGUACAUGUUAAAAUGAAGAGCGAUACAAGAGAAAGAUGACGUACUGACCGCACAGUGGGCUGCAGGGAGGCUCCGACUACAAAUUCAGCCACUCUGGAUAGAAUUAAGCCUGUAUUUAUUUACGCUUUUAUCCUCUGACGGAUGGAGCUAGACAACUUGCAGGAACCUCGCAUCUUCAGAUGCCGCACAGUCACUGCACCUUUAUCUCUGCAUGAAUGCACCGUGACCGGCCGUAACCACUUUCGCUCAGCCAGUUGUGACAAAAGCGACCUUGAUCCAUCGAGACGCCGUGCUGCUGAGUGGAGCACAUGUUAAGAACAACAGCAUUUCUGCAAGGAAAAGGUGGACUUAGAUAAACAUCUUCUGAAUCCAUUUUGCUGUUUAGUGUUUUCCUUUAAAGCAAAAAAGCCUUUUUAGAGCCAUAAUGAUCAGUGAGUGAGACGUACGUGGAUAUUGGAGAUAUGACAUAUGCUCUGUAUACUGACGUCUAGGAAUUGUCCACAGUGUAGGUUGAUAAGCUAUACUCGACAAGAAUAUGAACUCAGCACUUUUGUUUUUGCUCACAUUUUUCAUUAACUCAACUCUAAAAGAUCUUUAAAAAAUGUCUAUGUACACAAAAGGUCUAUUUCUCUCAAAUAUUGAUCACAAAUCUGUCAAAAUCUGUGUUAGUGAGCAUACUGACUGGUUUCAUGACCCCCACAAUAUAUUAAAACUGCACAUUUUGGAGUGACCUUUUAUUGCAGCCAGUCUACAUGGUGUCUAAUCAGCAUCCUGAUAUGCCACACCUGUGAAGACGAUGGACUAUAAUACUAAUAUUAAUACUAAUACCAGUACUGACAGACACAUUUGUGAACAGCAUCUGUGAGAGAGAGAGGCCUUUUUGGUUACAUAAAAGCUUUCGAUAUUUGAGUUCAGCUCAUGAAAGAUGGGCACAAACAAAAGUGUUGCAUUUGGAUUUUUUUGGUGUGGAAAAGUCUUCAGAUCUUAUUACUCAGUGAAAAAUCAGUGAAUAUGCAAAUAUGUAAACACACUCAAGCAUUUAUCAACCAAAUAUUUCAAUGUUUAGCUUAGUAUUAUACUUUAAAAUCUACAUAGGUGGCUGGACUGUGACUGUGACCACGUUUCCAACUUUGUCUCAAAGACUUAAAGACUUACUGAGCCUUUAAUUGGGCUCUUAUAGAAUAUGUCAACUGGAACAAGGAUACAGAUAGUUUUUCUACUAGGGUGUUUUAAAAAAAAAUCUAUCCACUCCUGGGUGGACUUUUAAAAACACAAUCACCAGCAGUCAUGCUCAUUUUGGUCUAUAAGAAGAAAACUAAGAAUGUGUGCCGAAAGUGGCCCCCGGUCCGUACUUAGGACACCACAGGUUGAACGUAUUUUCCUGUAGCAAGCAACUAACAGGAAGAGAUUAUGUUGCUGUGCAGUGGAAUGGCUAUACAGUAGAACACGCUUUCAUCAACACCAUUCAUGUAAGUGCCCGCUUAAGUUGACAUACAUGGUCGACUGCUUGUGUCGACAUAAAAUACGACAGCUAAAGGGGUUGUGUCUAUGAAAAACAGGUCCAUGUAGGUCGACAUGCGCUGUAGUAUUGUGUAUAUGUAGCAGCGUGAAACCACAACAGGAACAUAUCGUCCAGUUACACAGCAUGGAAACGUGCACAUACUGACUUCCUGUUUAGUGCAACGGAAGCUUUCAAAUAAAAGCAAGGCAGUAAACGGAUUCUACUGUACCAGUACAUGCUGCCAUGCUGCAUUGAGGCCUCCUACUUGGUAAGGCUGUAGCGUUUGAGUUUGUUCAUAUACAGUAUGAAUCAUUGUGGACACAACCAAAAACAUUUUAGCAGUGUUACCCCAUCUUUACUGCGACAGUUUACUCUAUUUAAAAAUAUAUUUAUCUUGCGUUUAACGUCACCACUAUACUUGAAUAUCAGCAGAUGUGAAUCCAAAGUGUGACGACAUAGCACUGUUUGCUGAGUGAGUCGACGUUUGGGUAUUUUGAAUGUUGAAACAUGCGGCAACUAUUGCUUAUUUAGCCUUUGUUUGUGUGGAAGGUUGUCAUUGUAUCUGCUGAGCAUUACUGACUAAACGGUAUUGUUUAUGGGUUUUUAAAAAAAAAAAACAUGGUUUUUUAAUGUUUAUUAUUGGAUUUCUCCUACAAUCAGUUGUUGGAGGAAUGAGAAAUUUCAAGUGACUUAGGUGUAAAAUAAAUCUUUAUUACCAUCCAUCCAAUUUCUAUACCCCUGAUCCUCAGUAUGCUUGUGGGAGUGUGCUGGAGCCUACGCCAGCUGACUGGGUACACCCCGGACUGGUCGCCAGGCACAUUAGCAGGGCACAUAUAGACAAUCAUUUACGCUCACAUUCAUACCUACGGACUAUUUAGAGUCGCCAAUUAAAAACUAUUUUAGUUUUAAUUAUGUGACCAAAAUGAGUGUUGUAACUCAUCCAUGUGCUUAAUUUACUUAUCUGGGGAACAUGAAGUAAAUUGUGAUUUCCACAAAACCAUAAAUAUCCAACUCUUACUGUAGUGCUGUCGUGUAAUUUUUCGUGUAAUGCUUUUAUAUUGACUGACGACUGUGUUGCCGAUGUUGCCCGAGUGUUUCCGAGCCGGCCGGAACCUGUGUUGAUCGGACAGACCCGGACUGUUUUUUUUUUUCCAGUGAAAGUUAAACAACGGCUAACUAAAAAGGUCAUGGGCUCACUGUCUGUGUGUAAACGGUCCCUUUUCUCUAAGAAAUAAAGCUAUAAUAGUUGGACUGGGGCAAUAAAUGAUUUCAGAU